GUGAUUGGUCGGUGUCUCUGUCGGUGUUGGGGUUUGCUGGUGUUUAUUUGGUGCAGUUUUACUACACGAGUGGACGAUUUAAGGUUUCCCCCGUGUGACAAAGUCCGCUCCAGUCCGAGUCCAGGUCCCGCGGUCCAGCAUGGCUCCGAAGAAAGCGGCCAAGUCUAGCCACAAGUCUAAAGAGAACUGUUUGUGUAGAUGACGGCUGCAGUCCUCUGAACAUGGAGGAGUCCGAAGCACAGCGCGAUGGCCCUAAAACCCAGGCAGCCAAUAAGAACGGGAAGAGGGCGGAGUCUGGAUCCGGCGGCAGCAGCUUCUUCUCCUGGUUCAUCGUGCUGGCCCUUCUUGGCGUCUGGACCUCUGUGGCUGUGGUCUACUUUGACUUGGUGGACUAUCAGGGAGUCCUAGACAAGGCUAAAGGCUUACAGAUUAACCUGUCUGAGACCCUGCAAGGAAAGCUGGUGGCCUACGACACUGACGGCGACGGCGAUUUUGACAUCGAGGAUGCUAAAGUUCUGCUAGGGCUGAAGGGGAAGAUCGAGGAGGUUUCCUCAGAUACCAUAAAGGCUGACGAACCUGUGGACACAGCGGAUCGAGGACCAGAGCCCAUUAAAAGAGAUAUCAUUGAACCCGACCCCGAGCCUGUGGAAGAGGAACAGGAGGCGGUGAUAGAAGCAGCUGUAGCAGAAGAAGUCACCGCCUCACAACAAGAGCCUGAACCCGAAGCAUCUGAAGAACCGGAGGCAUCUGAAGAACCGGAGGCAUCUGAAGAACCCGAAGCAUCUGAAGAACCAGAGGCUGAACCAGAACUUGAACCAGAAGUGGAAGCUGAACCAGAAUCUGUUGAGUAUCCAGAGGUGAUCGAGGAGGAUCCAGAGGUUCUGGAGCAGGAGCUCCCUACAGAGCAAGAAGAUGCUGUUGAGGACUCCGUCUCUGAGGUCAGUCCCGAUGAACCAGCUGAUCAGGAGGGACAGGAGAUGGAAGGAGAAGCUGCAGAUGAGUUUGAUGAUGAAGCCUUCAGAGAAACGGUGGAGGAGGAAGCAGCUGCUGAAGAGGAGAUGGCUCCUUUAGGCAAGGCUGCUGAGGGCGGGACAGAAGAGGUGGAGGACGUUCCUGAAGAGGUGGAGGACGUUCCUGAAGAGGUGGAGGACGUUCCUGAAGAGGUGGAGGACGUUCCUGAAGAGGUGGAGGACGCUCCUGAAGAGGUGGAGGACGCUCCUGAAGAGGUGGAGGACGUUCCUGAAGAAGUGGAGGACAUUCCUGAAGAGGUGGAGGAAGUUCCUGAAGAGGUGGAGGAAGUUCCUGAAGAGGUGGAGGAAGUUCCUGAAGAGGUGGAGGACGCUCCUGAAGAGGUGGAGGACGCUCCUGAAGAGGUGGAGGACGCUCCUGAAGAGGUGGAGGACGUUCCUGAAGAGGUGGAGGACGUUCCUGAAGAGGCAGUAGUUGAGGCUGCAGAAGAUGCCUCUCCUCCAGAUGAGACAGCAGAAGAGGAGGGGGAGGACACAGCUCCUUCAGAGGAAGCUGCGCUGAAUGCAGCUUCUUCAGUUGAACCUUUAGAGGAGCCUGCUGGAGAAGAGGAGGUUUCUCCUCCUGAAGAGGCAGUUGAAGACGUGGAACAAGAAGAGGAGGAAGCUCCUCCUGCAGAAUCUAGUGAAGUGGAGGAAGAAGAGUCAGCUGCUCCAGAGGACGCUGAGGUCAACACAGCAUCUUCGAGUGACCCUACUGAAGAGGAAGAGGUUACUUCUCCUGAAGAAGCUGCUGAUGACACAGCAGAAGAGAAGGAGGCAGUUUCAGAAAAGGUAGCUGAAGAGCAAACCUUUGAGGAAGAAACGCCCACAGAUGAGGGAGAGGAGGAAGCAGAGGAUGCAACACCAUCAGUUUCAGAGGAAGACUCAGAGAGUCACUCAAAAGCAUCAGAGGCCAUUGAAGCUGAGGCAAAGGUUGAGGACGAACCCACAGAAACGUAGAGGCAGGAGGGGGUGCUGUGCCGAUGGACGCGUGACCCACUCAUGUGGCAUCAGCACCAAACACAAACGAGAGAGAAAGUCGUCAUGGCAACACCACCUAUCCUCUGUAUUUGAAGCCUGUGUGAAAGUUUUUUCUUAAAGCUGUGAGAAAGUAGCUGUUUACUGUUGGGGUACUUUUUGUUUUGUUGUCUUUCUUGAAUUAGUACUUCCUAUUUCCAUCUCUUUACUCACAGGACAGUUCAUAUAUUUCUAUGUAUCUCCUCAAGACGCAUUUUCCUUUACCACAUAUUUUCUGAAAAAAGUACUCACUAUUUCCAUGUUUUCUUUACAAAGUACUUUUGUUUUGGUGCUUUCCUGAAUAAGUACUUUUCUUUCCCAUGAUCUUCCCAAAGAAUUUCUUCCAGUUUUUAAUAUCUUUACUGGAGGAAUAUCUUCUCUUUUUACGUCUUUCCUGACGAAGAAUUUCCGGUUCCACAACUUUUCUGAAUGAGUACUUGCUGUUUACUUGUCUUCAAGUUCAUCGUACUCCCUUUUUCCACGAUUUCCUGAAGAAUUUCUUCCUGUUUCCACAUCUUUUUAAAGGGGUAUUUCCUGUUUCCAAGAUUUUCAAUUAAAAGUACUUUUGCCAUGACUUUUCCUUAGUACUUUCUUUGGGAGUACUUCUUCUUUUCAUUUCUUUUUGAAAGAGUAUUUCCUGUUUCCAUGUCUUUUUGGGGGGGUACUUCCUCUUUUAAUUUCUUUGUGAAGGGGUACUCCUUGUUUUCAUGUCUGUUUGGAUGGGUACUUCCUGGUUCCAUUUCUUUUUAGGGGGGUACUUCCUGUUGUCAUGUCUUUUUGAAGGAGUAAUUCCUGGUUCUAUUCCUUUGUGAAGGAGUACUUCCUCGUUCCAUGUCUUCUUUUUUUUUUUGGGGGGGGGGGGUACUUCCUGAUUCCAUGUCUUUUUGAAGGAGUACUUCCUGUGUCCUCUCCUUUGUUAGUUCAUUUAUCUGCAGGACUUUUUGGAAUGAUAUUGUUGGGGUCCAUCAAAGGGGGUGGAUGCUGGGGAGAACCCCCCCACCCCAACUCUGCGGCUCCUGCAGACAAACACUAUUCGGAUGCUGAACUAUGUUAUGUUGUGUGAAUUCUAUGCAGUUGUGUUAAAUCCUUUUUCUUGCCCCCCCCCCCCCCCCCACCCCCAUCUUUGUUACCAUGCAGAGUAUUCGUCGACCCCUCUGGACCUGCUGUUGGGUCGCCCUUUAAAACACUAACUUCUCGUUUUUUGCUUUUAGCAGUUCAGUGUGUUCCGUAGGUUUCUUUUACACAAUCAUCUUGUUGGAGCUGCAGAUCUCUGUCUUUGUUAAGCAGCAGCAUCCUCCCUGUGAAAACAGCUCACCUCAUGCUCUGUGCUGAGGGGGGUCCUGAACAUCAUCUCUGCAGCUUUGGGACAACCCUCUACAACCUGUGUGUGUUUUUUCAGUCUCAAGUGUCCCUCUGCUGUGAGGUGAUUAGGCACGAGUCUGUCAGAAUCUUGGAGACUCAGGACUUUUAAAGGCUCGAGUGGGUUGUAUCCACGCUGACUGCAGCAGAUACACAAAGAUCCAGUCUGACUUCUGUACUUGAAAAGAUGUGCAGGAAAAUGUAGGAAAGCAUCAGUAAGGCGGAGCUGCAACAGUCUUCACAGAACUGCAGACGUGCUCGUGUGUCUUCUCAUUCUGUAACUGUCAGCUUUGCUCAAAUGAACCGUGUUUUCUAGAAAACAACUAGCUGGUCUUUUCUACUUCCUGGUUAACCUACAAACCUUUUUAAACACUGAUGAUGAAGAACGUGGCCAAGAGAGAGCUUCUAGAUUUUAAGAACUGUUUAAAAGUAGACAUUUUUCUGAUAAUCAGAUUUAUUUUUGUUUUGUUUUUUUGUAGAAAAGCGUUUGGGAGUAUUUCUCACUAAGCCAUAAGCUGUCAGAUGGUUUAAGGAAAUGUGCUGCUUCUGACUUUUUUCAAUGAAAACACUAUGAAACAAAAGCAGCACCACAGCCUGACUGCAGAGGGCGAUGUUACCCUGCAGACGAGCUGACCAGAGGCCGGCCCCUUAAAUUAUUUCAUGUAAUGACUUGUUUUUGAGGCUGUGAAACACCUGAGAGCUGCAAUAAAGAGUCUGAGAGAACACA
This is a messenger RNA of Oryzias latipes (Japanese medaka), 4110 nucleotides long. It is a transcript of the gene asph, whose product is annotated as aspartate beta-hydroxylase. Gene Ontology annotation, cellular component: membrane; endoplasmic reticulum. Gene Ontology annotation, molecular function: peptidyl-aspartic acid 3-dioxygenase activity. NCBI's taxonomy places the organism in Eukaryota, Metazoa, Chordata, Actinopteri, Beloniformes, Adrianichthyidae. Gene Ontology annotation, biological process: peptidyl-aspartic acid hydroxylation. The record is from RefSeq and is a predicted model, not a curated record.